Molecule: messenger RNA, 4110 nt
Organism: Varanus komodoensis (Komodo dragon)
Lineage: Eukaryota; Metazoa; Chordata; Lepidosauria; Squamata; Varanidae
Product: transmembrane protein 201-like
Exons: 4
Coding region: 296-835 (179 amino acids)
Biological process (GO): nuclear migration along microtubule
Cellular component (GO): nuclear membrane
Molecular function (GO): actin filament binding; lamin binding
Source: RefSeq, a predicted model, not a curated record
AUGCCAGGACACCUCGGUUUUCUUGCUCUAACCCAGUGAUUGGGCUGUCAUAUUGAGGUGCGAACAUUGACCCUCAGCCGCAACUAUCAACAUUCAUCGGCUUAUUUCAGCUUUAAAGUCUCUUCUUCUCAGGGAACCUCCUCACAUCCCCGGGAGCCCCCAGUGGGUGCUCAGAAAACAUGACAUUCCUCGUUUCACCCCACAAGGACCAGUUUCCCAUCAUGUGGCUUCUAAUUUUCCUUUUUGUUUUCAAGAUUCUGGCUACUUGUUCAGUGGGAGCCGGCCCCCAUCUCAGAUGUCUCUUUCCAAGGAGUCGCCUGCAUCGGAAUAUUUCUCCCUGCUUUCUGGGAGCUGCGUCCCCUCCCCUGUGCCAUCUCCGGCCCCAUCGGUGGCUGGAUCCGUUACUUCCAGCUCUGGCUCUCUGCGUUACCGCCGGCCUCUUAUCAGUCCCGCACGUCUCAACCUGAAAGGUCAGCGGCUGAUGCUCUUCUCGGCCCAGGGUGGGAGCCAGCACGGGGAAGACCUUGCCCACUCUGAAAACACUGUUUUCACCUCGGACGUGCCUGCCUUCCCAAAAAGGAACCGUGGUACUCAAGGGACACAUGACACGCGAUUCGUGGUCGAAGCGGGAAGCAUCUGCAGCGACACCUCGGCGAAGAAAGGGGACCGCUCAUCACAGUCGUCCAGCUGCGUGGUGGACACCACGACCAAGGGAGAGGAACCGGCAGGCUGGCGGGGUUCCUUCAGUCAGUCGUCGCUCCGAGGGCUCCUCGCCAUCAGCCUGACGGUCAACGCCAUCUUCACGUCCGCUUACCUCUACCAAAACUUGCGCUGAGCCACGUCGCCAGGGUGGGGGCGUAUCCCCCUCCCUUUCCUCCUCUUCUCAGGUGCCACGCUCUUCCCUUCCAAAGACGCCGAGCGAGAGAUCCCGAGAUGAGAAGCAUUCUGCCGAAAAUCCGCACACUUCUGGGCUACACACCCGCACUGCUUUCCGGCUGCCACGUCUGACUGCCAGCCCGUUCGAAUGCUGUUUCCGACACAGGGAGUCCGGAGUCCAAAUUUUCCUUACUCUCCUGCAAGCAAAACACUUCAAACAAUGAACAGCUAAAGGAAACUGGCAUGCAGAGGCCAGGAGGACAUCUCCAGCCAGUGUUGGGCUUGGAAUAUCACUGGUCCCCUUGCUCCUUUUUCCGUUGUCGUCGUUGUUGUACAGAACCAGCUCGCAGGAGAAGUUUGAUGGACUCCAAGGGGUAGAACUUGGGCCCACUUGGGUCCGGCUUUUGGCCACAUUUCCUCGCUCGCCGACAAGAAUUCUUCUCCCCGGAAAGAACCCAGCCGUUGCAUUGCUGUUUUCUGACAAUCCUGCUUGGUUUUGCUUCUGGCCUCGGUCGCUUGCCCUGGUGGCACUUCUCAGCUGUGUGUCUUGGGAGAACAAACGAGGGUGCCGAGAAGGUGUCGGUGUGGACUCACCCUGUGGUGCUUCUUCUCUGGCCCUGGACUUCUAACCACUCGCCCCCUGCAUUGCUGUUCAUGAGAACCGGUUUGCAAAGUCCCAUUAACGAAUUCAGUUUUUUAAAUAACAGUCCAGUAUUACAGCUGCAUUUUGCCUUGCCGAUCGGCACUGUUUCUACUGUAUUCCGAGGUCCCUGGGGCAGCCACCGCAUCUGCUUGAUCUUGGUCCUUCCUGAAAACGUUUCCUUUGAACGUGCUAUGCUAAAAAUGCUGCAACUAGAGCCAAAGGGAUUGCACAUCUUCAGUGACCAGAAAUGUGUUCCUGUCAUGCUCCGGAGGUCGCCUGCAUCAUACCCUGGAGCAUUUUGGGCAGAGGAAUGUCUUAAAAAAACAAACAACUAAGACUUGGUGUUUCUUUCCUUGCUUCAGUAGCCGAAACCUGAACUGUAGGUCAGUUGAAGAAGUCUUUGUCUGUGUGAAAACUCAAAAACCUGGUGCUCACCAGAGCCUGUGAUUGGACUGUACCACUUUGGACAGUUAAGCAAAAGGGUUUAUGUAGCUUGAAUACCCUUUUGUGUAGAAAAUGCUCUUCCCUGCAUAUAGAAAGCUAGCAGGCAGGGGAAAUGAUGAAGCUAGAAUGUUUCUUCCUGGCAGUCUAGUUUUCUACAUCCAGGGAUUUUUAUUUUUCAGUGGUUAAGCUCCUCCACUUGUACUCUGAUGUGGUAGAGUCCAGACAUAGGUUGCCCAUCUUCCCCUGCUGCUUUCGCUACCAUGGUCACGAGUGCUCAUUCCAAAGAUAACUCCCAGAAUUGUAAUUUUCGAUACAAGCGGGGGCCCAGCUUGCCAUCCUGGGUGCUUCUUUCAUUUGUCAUCUUGCCCCAUUUAGCACUUUUGUGGGCAUGUAAAAUCAGCUGUUCAACACGGACAAAAACUUGACUUGAACUCUCCCGAGAAAUUUUCCCUCUGUCUCGGCCUGUCUCCAAAGUUAAAUGUCUGCCUGUGCGGAACAGUUAACUUGAGCUUUUUCUGUUCUUUUUUGGUGUGUCGGUGGGGUUGUUGUUGUUGUUGCUGUUGCUGUUUUUUAAGAAUCCAAUCGCAUAUUUUUGCCAUGCAGAUGUACAAAAAACCCUCUCAGCCUGGAUGCAAUUCCUGGCUUCAGACUGGCGGGAGAAAUUAAGUCUCGCCUGGUGCUCCCUUCCCUAAAACUUCCUGCUGCCUUCCCAGCUGUGACGAGCAAGCAAGUGGCUUCUUGCGGAACAGGCCCGGUCCAAAACUAGCCCAGCGGCCGGGCAGGGGCAGCAAGCCAAAACAGCAGCCAUCUUGAAUGCCUUUUCCACCAUGAAGGCAGCUGGGGAGACUUCCUGGUUGCUAGGCAACUGCCCCACACACCCUUUCCUUGCAGAGCCAUUUGGGGCUGCCAUUUUGUCCCUUUGGGUACACAGUUGGGCAAUGCAAUUCCAACACUUCUCCUCGAGUGUCUCUGGCUAGGAAUGUGACGCCGCUCAUGACUUCCCAUCAAGAUUUCUUCUCGCCCACCCACCACCCCAACAUACACUCUUGACAACCUCAUAAGAUCUCUUAUUAUCUCAAUAUUUUCAGGUUGUUUCUCCAUAAGCUUAGUAACCACCCUCAUGCCCACCUUUUGGGGCUCCUCGCUCACGUUUUGCAUCCCAUGGUAUGUCCAUGCAGAUCCUUUCCUUGAUCCUGCCUGAUGGAGCUGGGCAAACAGGUCCAGUAGGUUGUGAAGCCGUGGUAAAACCCUGCCAAACCUGUUUAACAGGGAGGAGUGAGUACGCCAUCAACAGAUUUCCCCCUUGCAAACUUCCUUUGAGUCUCUGCAAGGAAAGCGUGACGGCCGAUGGUUUGGCAUCCCUUUGCUUAGAAGGAAAAGAAAAAACAGGCUUUUGGCUGUGUUCAGUCUAGUGCAAAUGAUGCACUUGAGUCACAAUUGUGCAUUUGUACAGUGGUACACAGUGUCUUGAAAAUGCUGCACUCAAUGUCUUAAUCUCUUUGAUUUUUGAUGCCGUGCUCCUCUCCAAAGCAAAACAAAACUUCAUUGUAUCUGCCAUGGACAUUCGCAGAUCCAAGAAGCUCCUGAGUUUAAAUGACCAUUGACUGUAUUCAGAAAAACCGGUUUCUAAAAUGGUCAAUUUUCCGCGGAAGCAAGUAGAGUUUGUGGGGGCACAGAAACUCCCAAUAAUUUUUGGAUGUGGUUACAGGCGCAUGGCGAUAGGAUGUGUCCUGUCGUGCAGACUUCUCAUGAGCUUUUGCCAGAGACGCAUAAGGACUAGAACCCUGCUGAAUGUAUCAGCAACUGCCUUCAGGGUAACUCUUCAUCAAAUACACUGUGUCCUGUUCAGCUUGAAUUUUAGGGAGGGCGGUGGGUGGAAGGGGAAUCUAUAAAUUAGUUGGUUGAGGGGGGGAAAUGGCUGAGUCUUGAUUUCUUUUCCACUAGGAAAAAGGUGUGUAUUUUGUAGGUAUGACUGGGUGGGGGCAGGGGGCACCCCUGUAUAGUUUAGUUAACAGUUUGUGGUUUUGGGUGGUAGAGGGGAUUGUAGGGGGGGUUCCCCCUCCGCCCCCUCACUUUCUCCCAGGAGGUUUAUGUUCUGUGUUUUGAGAGAUUAUUUUUCAUUAUAAAAAUAAAAGAAGUUGAUCCUU